Molecule: messenger RNA, 4011 nt
Organism: Paramormyrops kingsleyae
Lineage: Eukaryota; Metazoa; Chordata; Actinopteri; Osteoglossiformes; Mormyridae
Gene: myo1g
Product: myosin IG
Biological process (GO): endocytosis; actin filament organization; actin filament-based movement
Cellular component (GO): myosin complex; plasma membrane; cytoplasm
Molecular function (GO): actin filament binding; ATP binding; microfilament motor activity
Source: RefSeq, a predicted model, not a curated record
AGAUGAAAACCCCUAGCCCAUAACAAUGAAAUAGAAAUAUUUUUUAAAGAUUUUUUUCAGUUUUAAUUUUUUUAUUGAUUAGUAUUAGCCAAACCACCUAUAAAUCCAUUUCACUUAGCACUGUAGCCAAUUAGGUAUAUACUUUGGGGGCUAUUAGAUGUAGGUAGGGCUGGACGAUGUAUUGAGUUUUUUAGAUAUAUUGAUAUAUUUUUAUACGAGAUUUAGGAUGAGACAGUAUCGUUUAUAUCGAUACAGAUUAUGUUGCUUUAAAAUUAUACUUGUAGAGCCGCCAGUUUGCCACUUUCUCUUCUCCCAGUCUGUCUCUUGCACAACUGCACCCUGCCCCACCCCUCCCCCUCACUCACUAGUCCAGCAUGCAGCGACAGCAUGGAGACAGACACAGACACGAGGCAAACUAGCGAAAAGGAGCUGGUUGGUAAAAUAAUACAUGCCGGUAGUUUAUUUUUGAGCCAUUUGUUGAUGUCCAUCUACGGCUGUCUGUUAAUAAAAGUGCCUACGUGACAUUGGGGACAUUUGGCUUUGACUUGGAAUUAACUGUCUAUUUGUUAUUAUAUUACGGGGAAAAAUAUCAAGUUGUCGAAAAUAUCGAGAUGUGAUUUUUUGGUCCAUAUCGCCCCACCCUAGAUGUAGACAGCCGCUGCUGGAAUAAUGGCGACCAAGGCUUUGCUCUACAUACUGAAAGUCAUAAAUUCUCUGCCAUUGCAUGCAUGUGUCAAAGAACCCUGACUUCGUCCAUCUGGGUGUAGACCACAACGGCCAUAUCCUUGGUUUGAGAAAGGCCGCAUCUACACCUUUAUCGGGGAGGUUGUGGUGUCCGUCAACCCUUACAGACAGCUGGACAUAUAUGGGAAGGAGGCCGUGGAGGCCUACAGGGGCCGGGAACUUUACGAGAACCCGCCUCACCUGUUCGCCAUGGCCGACGCCGCGUACAAAGCCAUGAAGAUGAGGGCCAAGGACACCUGCAUUGUCAUCUCAGGUGAGAGUGGUGCUGGAAAGACUGAGGCUAGCAAGUACAUCAUGCAGUACAUUGCUGCCAUCACUAACCCUAACCAGAGAGCAGAAGUGGAGAGCGUGAAGAAUGUGCUGCUCAAGUCUAACUGCGUGCUGGAGGCUUUUGGCAAUGCCAAGACAAACCGAAACGACAACUCCAGCCGUUUUGGCAAAUAUAUGGAUAUUAACUUCAACUUCAACGGGGAUCCCACCGGAGGUCACAUCAACAACUACCUGCUGGAGAAGUCGAGGGUUGUGCAACAGCAGGAAGGAGAGAGAAACUUCCACUCAUUCUAUCAGCUGCUGAGAGGAGGCUCUCAGGAACUGAUCAAGUCCUUGUUCUUGGAAAAAAAUCCUGCACUUUACGUCUACACUAGUGAAGGUGCCGCUUCCAUAACCAGCAAUGAUGACCACUCCUCCCACAAGGCUGUGCUCAAUGCCCUGAAGGUGAUCGGCUUCACACCCAAUGAGAUUGACUCCAUCUACAAAAUCCUGGGGACUAUUCUGCACCUGGGGAACCUGGAAUUUACUAGCGAAGGGGAGAAUGUACAGGUGUCGGCGAAGGAAGCUGCUGAACAUAUCGCUGUUCUGACCAGCACCAAGGCUGCUGACGUCAGCAAGGCCCUGCUGUUCCGCACCGUGGCCACCGGGGGCGGGGAAGUCAUCAACAAGGGCCACAGUGUACAGGAGGCCAGUUACGGCAAAGAUGCCUUUGUUAAGGCCCUGUACGAGCGACUCUUUAGCUGGAUUGUCAGUCACAUCAAUACAGUGAUCGAGGUGAAGGACUACAACCCAAUGCUUCAUGGGAAAAACACCGUCAUCGGUGUGCUGGACAUCUAUGGCUUUGAGAUCUUUGACAAUAACAGCUUCGAGCAGUUCUGCAUCAACUACUGCAACGAAAAACUGCAGCAGCUCUUCAUCGAGCUGAUCAUGCAGCAAGAGCAGGAGGAGUACAACAGAGAAGGGAUCCCCUGGCAGCAAAUUGAAUACUGUAACAACCAAAUCAUCGUGGACCUAGUGGAGGAGCCACACAAGGGCAUUAUCUCCAUUCUGGAAGAGGCGUGUCUGGGUGUGGGCAAGGUGACCGACACCAUGUUCCUGGAGAGCAUGGACUCCAAGCUGAGCCAGCACCCCCACUACACCUCCCGUAAGCUCUGCCCCACGGAUAAAAGCAUGGAGUACCGCAGAGACUUCCGCAUCCGGCACUAUGCUGGGGAUGUCACGUACUCAGUGGAGGGCAUUUUAGACAAGAACAAAGAUCCACUUUUCCAAGAUUUCAAGAGGCUUAUGUAUAACAGUACGGACCCUGUGUUGAGGGACAUGUGGCCAGAGGGUCGGCUCAGCAUCACCGAGGUCACCAAACGUCCCCUCACUGCAGCCACGCUCUUCAAGAACUCCAUCAUUUCCUUGGUGGACAAUCUAGCCUGCAAGGUGCCGUAUUAUGUUCGUUGCAUCAAGCCUAACGAGAUGAAGUCGCCAAUGUUGUUUGACGACGCUCGGUGCCAACACCAGGUGGCAUACCUGGGCUUGCUGGAAAACGUCAGGGUUCGAAGGGCAGGGUUCGCCUACAGACAGCCCUACGAUCGCUUCCUGCAGAGGUACAAGAUGACCUGCGAGUAUACCUGGCCCAACCACCUCAUGGAGUCGGACAAGGAGGCGGUGGAGGCCAUCGUCAGGCAGCACGGCUUCAGCGAGUCCGUGGAGUAUGGCCACAGCAAGCUGUUUGUGCGCACGCCGCGCUCACUCUUCACGCUGGAGCAGGAACGCAACGCCCUCAUCCCCAUCUUGGUGCUCUUCCUGCAGAAGGUGUGGCGAGGCGCCCUGGCCCGCAUGCGCUGCCGCAAGCUGUGGGCCGUCUACGCCAUCAUGGGCUGCUACAAGCGCUACAAGGUGAAGGCCCACUUCUGGGAGGUGAGCCGCAGGUUCAGCAACGUACGCAACAUGGCCGACUACGGCUGGAGCGUGGAGUGGCCCGCCCCGCCCGCCGCACUGGCCCAGUUCCACAGCAUCACCCAGGGGCUCUACCGAAGGUGGUGGGCGAGGCAGAUCGUGAAGAACAUUCCCCCCUCGGACAUGCUGGAGGUGCGCGCCAAGGUGGCGGCCCUGGCGGCACUGAAGGGGGAACGACCCACUUGGGGCUGGGGGCGUGCCUGGGAGAGGGACUACCUCAGCCUGGCAAACGAUUCUCCCCAGAGCUGUACCAGCUUCGUAGAGAUGACCAAGGAGCUGAAGAAGAAGGACCAGUACAACACAGUGCUGUUUUCGGGAUUUGUGCGUAAGGUGAACAGGUUCAAUAAGAGCACUGACCGUGCCCUGCUCAUCACUGACAAGAACAUCUACAAGCUGGAUCCUCGCAAGCAGUUCCGGGUGAUGAAGAAGCUGCCUUUGGAAAGCGUGACGGGCUUAAGCGUUACGAGCGGAGCUGACCAGAUGGUGGUGCUGCACACGUCCACCCAGGAUGACGUCCUGGUUUACCUCCAGAGAGGGCAGCUCUGCCCCAAUCAAGACCGCGUGGGGGAACUGCUGGGCAACCUGAGUGACCACUUUACACGGGUGAUGUGCAAACCUCUGUCGGUCUCCGUGCGAAGCUCCGCCCUCCAGCUCAACAUGCGUGGAAAAUCCAAGAACGUCACCGUGGAGACAAAGCCGGGCCAAGCUAAUGCGGACUUCCGCAAGAACAGAAAUGGCUUCACCUUAUUGGUACCAGCCAGUUAAUGUCCCCAGCAUGGCCCUACAGCGCUGUGCCCAGGGACAGGUGGUACAGGACCCCUCCAUGACGAUGUACAAAUCUUCAUUACUCGUUUUCUUUGUUUUUUACUUUUUCAAAGAUGAUGUAUAUUUGUUUUUUUAGAUAUACAGUAUUUAAGAGUAUUUUAUACUAAUCUCAGGAACGGGGGGGGCGGUACCCCCGUGACAACACGAAUGGCUCUGCCGUGGCCUCCCUAAAUACGUAUGUUACUUGGAUCUGAAAUAAAUGUAUUAUUAUUAUUAUUACUAUAA